AUGGACAUCGACAGGAUGAAGCGCAAAAGGGCCGUGGUGCGAACGUCAACAACAAAGCUGCUCAAUGACAUCGCUACCAUGGAGGACGACGCGUCACUCGGUGAGCUUGAAGAAAAGAUCAACCUUCUCACCCUUAAGGAAGACUCACUCAAAGAGCUAGAUCGGGAAAUUGAGAUUGGCGUAGAAGAUGAUGCAUUAGAAGAGGAAAUUGCAUGCUCCGAGAACUACAAAGAAAAGAUCAACGUAGCAAGGACUAAAGUACAGCUCAUGCUACGUGAGCUUAGCUGCACUAACGCCGCAUCAGUGAGCGCUUCGCUAGAUCGCACCUCAAGUUCCUCAGAUCAAAGAGAAUCUAGCCGUAACAUCCCGCAAGUAACCCCCACAGUAAAGCUGCCAAAACUAGAGAUAGCAAAGUUCAACGGCGAGCUUCGACAGUGGCAAGGCUUUUGGAGUCAGUUCGACACGACAAUAAACGCUAACCACCACCUGUCAAACGUGGACAAGUUCAAGUACCUGAACAGUUACUUAACAGGAAAAGCAGCGGCUGCCUGUUGCGGGUCUUGA
Molecule: messenger RNA, 564 nt
Organism: Rhipicephalus microplus (southern cattle tick)
Lineage: Eukaryota; Metazoa; Arthropoda; Arachnida; Ixodida; Ixodidae
Source: RefSeq, a predicted model, not a curated record